Molecule: messenger RNA, 264 nt
Organism: Tetrahymena thermophila SB210
Lineage: Eukaryota; Ciliophora; Oligohymenophorea; Hymenostomatida; Tetrahymenidae
Exons: 1
Source: RefSeq, a predicted model, not a curated record
AUGUGCAAAUAUUCUCAAUAAAAUACUUUGCGCUUAGAGUAAAAUUUUCCGUUUAAAUAAAAUGGAAAAAAUUUGUGUGUCUUUAAAAAAGGUUAUGAAAACUAUAGACCAGUACAAAAAUUAGCCUCAAAUUAAAAACUUUAAAUAUAACGAACUAUUGCUAUUUUCUUAGAUAAAACAAUCAAGCAUGUUGAAUUCAAAUUACUUAAUUUUAAUUUAAAAAACUAAUCAAACUCAGAUUUAGAAAAAAUAAUCAUUUUCUGA